Lontra canadensis (Northern American river otter) is the source of this 1860-nucleotide messenger RNA. It is a transcript of the gene TRIT1, whose product is annotated as tRNA isopentenyltransferase 1. The transcript has 12 exons. Bases 36 to 1436 code for a protein of 466 amino acids. The record is from RefSeq and is a predicted model, not a curated record. Gene Ontology annotation, biological process: tRNA modification. Gene Ontology annotation, molecular function: tRNA dimethylallyltransferase activity; ATP binding. Gene Ontology annotation, cellular component: mitochondrion. NCBI's taxonomy places the organism in Eukaryota, Metazoa, Chordata, Mammalia, Carnivora, Mustelidae.
ACAGCUGCUCCCGCGCAAUCGCAGAUAUCCUCAAGAUGGCGGCGGCGGCGGCCGCGCGAGCAGUUUCUGUGAGCGCCGGGCUACGGGGUCUGCCACGGACACUGCCUCUUGUAGUGAUUCUCGGGGCCACGGGCACCGGCAAAUCCACCCUGGCGUUGCAGCUAGGCCAGCGGCUCGGUGGCGAAAUCGUUAGCGCUGACUCCAUGCAGGUUUAUGAAGGCCUAGACAUCAUCACCAACAAGGUUUCUGCCCAAGAGCAGAGAAUGUGCCAGCACCACAUGAUCAGCUUUGUGGAUCCUCUCGUGACAAAUUACACAGUUGUGGAUUUCAGGAACAAGGCAACUGCUCUGAUUGAAGAUAUAUUUGCCCGACACAAAAUUCCUAUUGUCGUGGGAGGAACCAAUUAUUACAUUGAAUCUCUGCUCUGGAAAGUUCUUGUCAAUACUAAGCCCCAUGAGAUGGGCCCUGAGAAAGUGACCGACCGAAAAGAGCUUGAGAAGGAGGAUGGCCACGUCCUCCACAAACGCCUAAGCCAAGUGGACCCAGAAAUGGCUGCCAAGCUGCACCCCCAUGACAAGCGCAAAGUGGCCAGGAGCUUGCAAGUAUUUGAAGAAACGGGGAUCUCUCAUAGUGAAUUUCUUCAUCGUCAACAUGCAGAGGAAGGUGGUGGUCCCCUUGGAGGCCCUCUGAAGUUCCCUAACCUUUGCAUCCUCUGGCUUCAUGCUGACCAGACAGUUCUAGAUGAGCGCUUGGAUAAGAGGGUGGAUGACAUGCUUGCUGCCGGGCUCUUGGAUGAACUAAGAGAUUUUCACAGACGCUAUAAUCAGAAGAAAGUUGCAGAAAAUAGCCAGGACUAUCAACACGGUAUCUUCCAAUCCAUUGGCUUCAAGGAAUUUCACGAGUACCUGGUCACUGAGGGAAAAUGCACACCAGAGACUAGUAACCAGCUCCUAAAGAAAGGUAUUGAGUCUCUGAAACAAGUGACUAAGAGAUAUGCCCGGAAGCAAAACCGAUGGGUUAAAAACCGAUUUUUGAGCAGACCUGGUCCCAGUGUCCCUCCAGUAUAUGGCUUAGAAGUAUCUGAUGUCUCGAAGUGGGAAGAAUCUGUUCUUGAACCUGCUCUUGAAAUCGUGCAAAGUUUCAUCCAGGGCCACAAGCCUGCAGCUGCUCCAGUAAAGAUGCCAUGCAAUGAAAUGGAGAACAAGAGAAGUUACCACAUGUGUGACCUCUGUGAUCGAAUCAUCAUUGGGGACCGUGAAUGGGCAGCACAUAUAAAAUCCAAAUCCCACUUGCACCAACUGAGGAAGAGAAGAAGAUUGGACUUGGAUGCUCUUGCUACCAUUGAGAGUCAGAGUAUUUCUCCAGACUGUGACAAAGAGCCCGAAGAGAAAGGGUCCCCAGGGCAGAAUGAGAAAGAGCUGAAAUCUGGUGUUUAAAGAGAAAUGUCCAGUAGUAGCCUUUGCACAGAGAGCUUUGUUCAUACUGUACCAACAGCCAGUCUAGGGAAGAGAAUAUCUAAAGGCUAUAAGAGGUGUGUAUAUACUUUGUGUAUUAUACUUUGGAGGGGAGGGUAGAGAGGGGAAGAGGAUCAUGGAAGAAGGAGCAUUUCUGCUGGACCUUAAAAAGCAGUUCUUGGUUAGCUGUGUGUAGGAGGAGAGGGUAAAGAACUAUCAAUCCUGGCUGACCUUUUUUAAAACAGUGCUGAAUUCCAUAGCCUUACCUUUUUUUUUCUUUUUCCUUCUAACAUUUUUUAAAAGUCAUUUUUUCCACUAAAUUUGUUUACAUAGUUCAAAAUCAAAAUGAUAUCAAAAGACAUUCAUUGAGGGGCCCCUAGUGGCUCUCUGCUCUAUCUCUGAAAUA